This is a messenger RNA of Nerophis lumbriciformis (worm pipefish), 1556 nucleotides long. RefSeq names its product creatine kinase, mitochondrial 1 (gene ckmt1). Lineage: Eukaryota; Metazoa; Chordata; Actinopteri; Syngnathiformes; Syngnathidae. The record is from RefSeq and is a predicted model, not a curated record. Gene Ontology annotation, biological process: phosphocreatine biosynthetic process. Gene Ontology annotation, molecular function: creatine kinase activity. Gene Ontology annotation, cellular component: mitochondrion.
UUAGAGGUUUCUCAUCAGCACCAUCCACCUGCCGCUCUCCCCCCAUCUCCCUCGGGCUUCGAAGAACACCUCCAGACACAUUUCAAACAUGGCCAGCAGCUUCUCGAGAAUCCUCUCCUCCAAACGCAACAUCGGGAUCUUGUCGGUGGUCGGGGGCUCGCUAACGGCGGGCUUUCUUCUGCUGCACCGGCAGCACGUCAGCGCCGGAGCCCCGGUCCGUAGGCUGUACCCCGCCAGCUCUGAGUACCCUGACCUGCGCAAACACAACAACUGCAUGGCCAGCCACCUGACGCCCGCCAUCUAUGCCAAGCUGUGCGAUAAGGCCACGCCCAACGGAUACACGCUGGACCAGGCCAUCCAGACGGGGGUGGACAACCCCGGGCACCCCUUCAUCAAGACGGUCGGCAUGGUGGCUGGAGACGAGGAGUCCUAUGAGGUGUUUUCAGAACUGCUCGAUCCGAUCAUUAGAGAGCGGCACAACGGCUACGAUCCUCAUACCAUGAAGCAUCCCACUGACCUUGAUGCUAGCAAGAUCCACUCGGGCCAAUUUGACGAGCGCUACGUGCUGUCAUCAAGGGUGAGGACAGGCCGCAGCAUCCGGGGGCUCAGCCUGCCCCCCGCCUGCACCCGGGCGGAGCGUAGGGAGGUGGAGCGCGUGGUGGUGGACGCCCUCGCCGGUCUCAAGGGCAAUCUGGACGGGAAGUACUACAGUCUGACCCAAAUGACGGACCAGGAGCAGCAGCAACUCAUUGAUGACCACUUCCUCUUUGACAAGCCCGUCUCUCCCCUGCUGACGUGUGCGGGAAUGGCGCGUGACUGGCCCGACGCCCGUGGAAUUUGGCACAACAAUGAGAAGACGUUCCUCAUUUGGAUCAAUGAGGAGGAUCACACCAGGGUCAUCUCCAUGGAGAAGGGAGGCAACAUGAAGAGAGUGUUUGAGAGGUUCUGCACAGGCCUCAAAGAGGUGGAGCGCCUGAUCCAGGAGCGAGGCUGGGAGUUCAUGUGGAACGAGAGGCUGGGCUACGUCCUCACCUGCCCCUCCAACCUGGGAACCGGCCUGCGGGCGGGGGUCCACGUCAAGCUGCCCCUGUUGAGCAAGGAUCCUCGCUUCAGCAAGAUCCUGGACAACCUGCGUCUGCAGAAGAGAGGCACGGGCGGCGUGGACACCGCUGCCGUGGGCGGAACCUUUGACAUCUCCAACCUGGACCGCCUUGGACAUUCAGAGGUGCAGUUGGUGCAGACGGUGGUGGAUGGCGUCAACUACCUGGUGGAGUGUGAGAAGAAACUGGAGAAAGGCCAGGACAUCAAGGUGCCCCCGCCCAUCAAGCAGUUCAAGUAGACCCUGACACCGCCACCCGACCCCCACCUCCCGGGCACACACACAUGCACACACCCCCAACCUGUGCCCAUAGAUAUGUAAAUAUCUAUGCCAGUCUUCCAUCUAUUAUCUCUACUGUAUCUUCCCCUCAACACCUCAUAAGCAACUUAUGUAAUCCUCCUGACACUCCAGAGUCCCAAAACCCUUCAGUGGGAUUUGUUCAAAUGUAGAAAUCAAA